Etheostoma cragini (Arkansas darter) is the source of this 7604-nucleotide messenger RNA. RefSeq names its product glutamate receptor, ionotropic, kainate 5 (gene grik5). Gene Ontology annotation, molecular function: transmitter-gated monoatomic ion channel activity involved in regulation of postsynaptic membrane potential; kainate selective glutamate receptor activity. Bases 2570 to 5782 code for a protein of 1070 amino acids. Gene Ontology annotation, cellular component: plasma membrane; postsynaptic membrane; presynaptic membrane. The transcript has 22 exons. The record is from RefSeq and is a predicted model, not a curated record. Lineage: Eukaryota; Metazoa; Chordata; Actinopteri; Perciformes; Percidae. Gene Ontology annotation, biological process: modulation of chemical synaptic transmission; synaptic transmission, glutamatergic; monoatomic ion transport.
AGGAGGUACGGGUACACUAUUGAGCAAGGGGAGAGACAGAGGGGGAGAGAGGCAGAGGAGAGGGUGACUAAGUGAAUGCAGUUUGCCGUCGCGUGUCGCUGAAUCACAGUGAAGUCCACACACAGGCGGACGAAUUGGACCUGAAUCAACAAAUGGAUACAGAAAAACUGGAUGUACACUGCAUAUGAGGAGACAAUAAGGGAGGAGGAAGACUCUUUUUCUUCAUAUCCUUUUAUCAGACAGAGCUGUGAGGAACCCACAGGUAUGGAAAGGAAAAAUAGCGGACAACAUUUAUCUCCAACACCCUUGGAAGCCGUAGAGCUGUGAGCCAGAAUGAAGUCGUCUGUGGGACUCGCUGGGAUUGAAUAUUUGCUCAUGCUGGUGUGUGUGAGUGUGUGAGCUGAUAUUAGCAGCCCCAUUGGUAUUCAGUGGAGGGAGCUCCAGGAUCUCGCUGCGCCUUUCCCCAGGAUGGGAUCACAGAGCGGGGAUUGUGCUCGCCUGUGGAGAGCCUGCUGAAAUGGAUCUGAAGCCUUGCAGAGAUGGACACCAAAUGGGCAGCAUGGAAGCCAACAUCCACCCUCCAGCGACUAGCUUUCCACACCUAACCGCCUCCACCAUCUCCAGCCAUCAGCUUGAACCAUCCCAGCAAAGACCCCACAUGCAGAGUUGAGGACGGAAAAGCUAGGCUGAGAUACCAGAAGUCGUCUACAGGAAGUAGAGAAAAGCAGAGGGGUGACAUGCCUCAGAGGAGUUAACUAACAGCAAACCAGUCAACUUGUUGAGCACACAAUUGACUUCAUCUGAAAUGAAAUAAGUUGCAGUGAUGCUUGAGCGCUGGUAUGGAGCUCUUGGACAUGUCUGGAUUUAUCGCCUGUAUAUAUAUCCUAUCAAGAUUACAACACUUUCCUGCACACCUCAGAGCUGGGCUACGUUUCCAGAUUGGCUUGUGGGCAAAAGCAAGUAAUUGAAAAUUCCCCCUUGAGAGGUUCUGAUUUGUUGUGGGGUAGGAGAACUUUUUUUUUGAAGGAACACUUAUUUAAAAAAAAAAAAAAACCUUCCUUUAUCCCACAUUUUUCCCUUUUUUCUUUUUCACCAUCUUUCUCAGUCAUUGCGGAGAAAUACAUUAUGAAGCAGCACCAUUCUACUCAUUCUCCCAUGGUGACGGAUAGAUAGGAGGGACAGACUGUCCAGAAUAGAUAACAACCAAGGAGACUGGCACUGAGGAGAGGAGAAGGGGAAAAAUAGCAGGGAAUAGAAGGAAACAGCUAGCGAGAGAAAGAAGAAGAGGAAGCAAGAAAAGAAAAUUUUAAGAAUUGACUGGGAUUGUUCGAAAUCAAAUUUGUCUAAUUCACCUGUGUCAUAUUGGAGGCUAGUUAGCACAAUGUGCAGGGGAGGGGUCAGGAUUCACACCAGGAGGGGCACUUGAGCAGGAGAGGAGGUUAUGUCCCCCCCCUGCACCUGCCUGGUCUGGUACUUAGUGUUUGGCAGGAAGACAGACUGAAAGAUGGUCCGGUUAACAGGCAGCUAUAUUGACAGACGAGCUCUGAGGCUGGUAAGAUAGACAGGCAGAAGGGCAGACAGAUAGACAGGCAGGUAGAUAGACAGACAGACAGACAGACAGACAGCCUAUUCCAAGUGUCAGGCAGAGAGCCAGGCAGACACCCAGUGCCGGCACAGUAGACAGCGUGCAAUUCAUUGUCAUUCUAUGCAGUGUGUGACGAAGAGACAGAGAAAAGGAAAGGAAGCAGAGACAGAAAGAACGAAGAGGAGCAUCCCUGUUUUUGUAGCUUCUGGAGGAUUGCAUCCACCUCAGUCAGUACUGUGACAAGCCCAUGGACUAAAAACAGGCUGGGAAGGGAAGGGGCUUUACUAGAAAGGAAAUACAGGUUGGAGAAAGAGGGAGGGGGGAGGCAGAGAAACAGAGGGAGAGAGCAGGUGUCAGAAAUCCUCCCCUUCAUCUGCUUGUCAUUUACUCCAUUAUGUUCUCUCAUCGUCUGGCGAGGUGAUUGGUUUUCUGAUGCCGUUGUUCCUCUGCUCAUAGGCCCUGCACAACCCAGAGCAAAACAAGAGGUGGACAGACAGAGGAAAGCAAAGAAAGACAGCAUUAAAGGAAAGGUGGAGUCCCAUUUUGAUUGACUAAUUUUUCACCCCUACCUUUUCUUAUUUGUCAAGAUUGGCUGUUGUUAUUUUUGCUCACUUUUUUUCUUAUAGUAAGCGGUCCCUCAUAAAUCCCUCAGUGUCUUUGUACACAGAAGUGAACCGCUCCUUCCUUCAAUUGUUGAUUUUUCGUGACUUGCUAUAAAGGGAUUAUUUUCUUCAUCUGAGUAUAAACACUGGAAUCCUCCAGAUUCCUUCAAUAUGUCCUCACCCCCAGUGACACAGUGUGAACCCCUCUGACUCCUACAAGGCCCUUUUGCUGAAGUGCUAAAACCCUGUGGUCUCGGAUCUCAAUGCCUGUGUUGACUCACUACUACAGCGAUGACAUGGGACAACUCAUCUGAUACCUUUUGAUUAAUUCUGUGGUGAUACAGGCAGCCAGCAGACCAUUCUCCAUGAGGAGCAGUAGAAGAUGCCGGCUCUGCCAGCACUGCUGCUGUCAAUACACUUCCUCUUCUUCCUGCUAGUCACCAUGCCUCCACACUCCCUCAGUCAGGCCCCUUUGCUUUCCUCUGUUCGAAUGGCGGCAAUCCUGGAUGACCAGUCUGUGUGUGGGCGCGGGGAGCGGCUGGCGCUGGCUCUGGCCAGGGAGAACAUCAACAGCGUGAUGGAGGGUCCGUCCCGAGCCCGAGUGGAGGUGGACAUAUACGAGCUGCAAAAAGACUCCCAGUACGACACUACUGACACCAUGUGUCAGAUUCUACCCAAAGGCGUCGUUUCUGUGAUAGGUCCCGCCUCCAGCCCCGCCUCUGGCUCUACUGUCAGUCAUAUAUGUGGAGAGAAGGAGAUCCCUCAUGUGAAGAUUGGUCCGGAGGAAACUCCCCGAUUGCCGUACCUGCGUUUUGCCUCUGUCACUCUGUACCCUAGCAACGAGGACCUGAGCCUGGCCAUAGAAGCCAUCUUGCGCUCAUUCAGUUACCCCUCAGCCAGCCUGGUCUGUGCCAAGGCUGAGUGCCUGCUGAGAUUGGAGGAACUGGUCCGCCACUUUCUCAUCUCUCGGGAGACGCUGUCAAUCAGGAUGCUGGAUGACAACCUGGAUCCUACGCCGCUGCUGAAGGAGAUCCGUGAUGACAAAGUGGCCACCAUCAUCAUUGACGCUAACGCAUCUAUCUCUUAUCUCAUCCUCAAGAAGGCAUCAGAGCUGGGGAUGACAUCGGCAUUUUACAAGUACAUCCUCACCACCAUGGACUUCCCACUCCUGAGACUGGAUGAUAUAGUGGAUGAGCAGUCCAACAUUGUGGGUUUCUCCAUGUUUAACACCACCCAUCCCUUCUAUUUGGAGUUCAUCAGGAGCCUCAACCUGUCUUGGAGGGAGGGAUGUGACCUAACGUACCCCGGCCCUGCGCUCUCAUCAGCGCUGAUGUUUGAUGCGGUGCAUGUGGUGGUGGGGGCGGUAAGGGAAUUGAACCGCAGUCAGGAAAUCGGUGUGAAGCCACUCAGCUGCACCUCACCUCAGAUCUGGCAACACGGGACCAGUCUUAUGAACUACCUGCGCAUGGUGGAGUAUGAUGGUCUGACAGGCCGUGUGGAGUUUAACAGCAAAGGUCAGAGGACCAACUACACCCUGCGGAUCCUGGAAAAACACAGAGGAGGCCACAAAGAGAUCGGGGUCUGGUACUCCAACAACACCCUGGCAAUGAACUCCACCAGCUUGGAUAUCAAUGUCUCAGAGACGCUAGCAAACAAGACACUCAUUGUCACCACCAUACUGGAGAGCCCAUAUGUGAUGCGCAGAGACAACUACCAGGACUUCCAGGGCAACGACCAAUAUGAGGGCUUUUGUGUCGACAUGCUGAAGGAGCUCGCAGACAGCUUAAAAUUCUCCUUCAAGAUCAAGCUGGUGGAUGACGGGCUGUAUGGCGCUCCAGAGCCAAACGGCUCUUGGACUGGCAUGGUUGGAGAGCUCAUCAACAGGAAAGCAGACCUGGCCGUAGCAGGCUUCACCAUCACAUCAGAGAGAGAGAAGGUUAUUGACUUCUCUAAGCCGUUCAUGACCCUGGGGAUCAGCAUCUUGUACCGAGUUCAACUGAGUCGGAAGCCAGGAUACUUCUCCUUCCUCGAUCCCUUCUCUCCAGCUGUCUGGCUCUUCAUGCUGCUCGCCUACCUGGCUGUCAGCUGUGUGCUCUUCCUGGCUGCAAGGCUGAGCCCCUAUGAGUGGUACAACCCUCACCCGUGUCUGCGAGAUCGCAGGGACAUUUUGGAGAACCAGUACACGCUGGGCAACAGCCUGUGGUUCCCUAUUGGCGGCUUCAUGCAGCAGGGAUCAGAGAUAAUGCCCAGAGCCCUAUCCACCAGAUGUGUUAGUGGGGUGUGGUGGGCAUUCACCCUGAUCAUCAUCUCCUCCUAUACAGCCAACUUGGCAGCCUUCCUGACUGUCCAGAGGAUGGAGGUUCCGAUUGAGUCUCCGGACGACUUGGCCGACCAGACCAACAUCGAGUAUGGCACUAUCCACGGAGGGAGCACCAUGACCUUCUUCAUGAACUCACGUUAUCAGACCUACCAGCGGAUGUGGAACUACAUGUACUCCAAGCAGCCCAGUGUAUUUGUGAAAAGCACAGAGGAGGGCAUCGCCCGUGUGGUCAGCUCCAACUAUGCCUUUCUGAUGGAGAGCACCAUGAAUGAGUACUACCGCGGCCGCAACUGUAAUCUCACAAAGAUAGGAGGCCUGCUGGAUACCAAGGGCUAUGGCAUUGGCAUGCCACUGGGGUCUCCGUUCAGAGAUGAGAUCACUCUGGCCAUCCUCCAGCUGCAGGAAAAUAACAGGCUGGAGAUACUGAAGAGGAGAUGGUGGGAGGGAGGCCGAUGCCCCAAAGAGGAGGACCACCGUGCAAAGGGUCUGGGCAUGGAGAAUAUUGGGGGCAUCUUUGUGGUGCUGAUCUGUGGCCUCAUCAUUGCCGUGUUUGUGGCCAUUAUGGAGUUUGUGUGGUCGACACGGCGCUCUGCAGAGACAGAUGAGGUAUGCCCCCAUACCUGCCCUCGCCGACCCCACAGACACACCCCAGUGUCUGUCUGUCAGGAGAUGAUUACAGAGUUCCGAAACGCCGUCUCCUGUAAGAAGACCUCCCGUAUGCGCCGCCGUCGGCCCCUCAGCAGCUCAGCAGCCCUGCGUCAUCCCACACGCAUAGCUCUGGGGGCCCCUCGGCCCCUGCGCUUGGUCCGGGAGAUGCGCCUCAGCAACGGCAAGCUCUACAGUGGAGCUGGUCCGCUGACAGGUGGAGCUGGAGGUGGAGGAGGUGGAGCAGGAGGUACGGGGCCUCCCGAUCUGGGCCCUGGGCCUCAAAGGAUUCCAGAUGAUCCACUAGGGGCCAACACCCCCCCUCCUCCACAGGCCCCUACCCCUGUGAUGUUGACCGCCCGAAGCUGCACCCAUGUGCGGAUCUGCCAGGAGUGCCGGAGGAUCCAGAGCCUAAGAUCAGGAUCAACCACAACAAGAAUACCACCUUCAUCUGCACCCCUGCCCAGGCUACCCGCACCCCCACCCCCAUCCUCAUCCAACACAGACAGUGAGGGUGGAGGGGGGGCCAGCCCAAGGCGGCAUCACCACAGCCCCCCGCCUCAUACCUCCCGACCCAUUCCACCUCCACAGAACAGCAACACCACAGACCUACUGGGCGACCAGGACUGAGACCAGACACAAAGGGGCAGAGUGAGAGGGCUGCAGGGGGGAGUGUGAACAACAUUUGUGCUGCAGAGAGAAACACUGCUUGUUUCCACAGUUUAAAUUCAUCGAAAAAGAAAAGAGGUAGAGAUGGAGUGACAAAACGUUGAACUCUGCGAGGUCAGCCUACAAAAAAUGGGACAACCUUUCAAAAGGAGAAUAACGGAGGGAAACAAUGAGACUUUCACCAGUUGAGCUUGAGGCCUGCAGACAGAACUGGCUACAAGCACGCUGUCAGAUGGUCGUCAGUUAAGCUUCUGUAAUAAACUCGGAAAAACAGAUCAGUUUGGACAAAUCUGAGUGGAAAUGCACAUGACCAGAUGAUCGUUUCUAUUGGCUUUGUUUUUUUUCUCCUUUCUCCCCCUCUCACUUCACCUUUUGAUUUGAGGGUGUUGGUUUUCUUCCACAGACAUUCCCUGAAAGCUUUCAACCCCUCUAGUAAAAUAAAGCCGUGUUGGAGGACAUACUGUUUCCAGAUGUGAUUAGAAACCGCAACUAAAAGACUUUCAGAGAACUAUUACCUUUUUUUUCUUCUUUUGUUGUCUUUUUUGUUUUGUUACCAUAGUUGUUUGUGGGAGUUACAGAGUAGUUAAAUUCAGACUAUGUGGGACAAUAUGGUGGAUUAUAACAGAUAAUUGUGUCCAAGAGUUUUGUGUCCCUCCCUGCACCCCUUAACUGCUUUUUGGAUGUUAUCAGGGAAGGCGGAUAAAACAACUUUAAGACAACAUAAUGCAAACGGUAGCAGACAAAACUGUCUGCCUUUCUUUACACUGUGCGUGUGUACGUAAAAAUGUGUGCUUCCUGUAAGUCUGUCUGUAACUACUUAAAGUGAGGAGAACCAUGUACCCAGCAACAGCACCCUUUUACAAAUGUUAGAUAAUCAGACAGCCACAAAAAGAGGAGGAAGAGCAAGAGGCUUUGAAAUGUGAAAUGAAUGUCCUUCGUUAUCCUGGGUACCACUUGCCAAGCCUUCUUUUUCACCUCUGUUCACACAGCGUAGAAGAGAUAGAGAGACCGGGCGAGGCAGAGCCAGAGAGGCAAGAAAAAGAAGAACAGAUAGAAAGAGGCAGCGAGUGGAAAGGACACUACUGAAUUUGAAUGAAAAAACCCUAACUGAACUACUUCCAUUAGUAGAUCUGUCCUGAUCUGUUAAUUCUGGGCAUCUUUUAAAUGGGCUUGUUAAUGCGCCAGCAAACUGUAGCUACAGCUUCCUCCCUUCUCUCUGUUUAACAGAUAGACUUGGCCGUUCACAGUAGAGGCUCCUGCCAGAGUGAUAGACUCAACACAGCCUUGUCAAUACAGUCUCAAGCUUUUGAUCGCCUAAUUACUCCCCUCGGGGGCUGGGGACUCAUUCAGGAGGGUGUCGAACACAGAGAAACAUGCUGAUGAAUAGAUUGAGGAGAAAUACAUGUUUUUUUCACUCUGGCUGGGAUAGGAAUCCAUUAUUAAUGUUACAUCCCUACUGUUGUGUGAAACUCAACUGAAACACUACAGUAUAUUAGCCCCUGUGGUUGAAUGAUAAACUAAAUACACUGGUGGAUUUGGAUGUUUUAGGCCUUUAACUCCUAAUUGUGGACACUUUAUUGAUGAUAAUUAUUCAAAGCAUACCAUACGUCGUAAAGCAGAUUUCCAAUCUCCCAAGAGAAUAAGGCUGGUGACAUUUCAUAUUUUUGUUAUUGUCAACAAAUCCAAUGAAAAGACCAAAACAACCAAUAACCUGAUGAAUUGAUCUGACUUAUCAAGUAGCCAAAGCCUCAUGUAGCUUAUUUACCUGUGCUAGACCUCCAUU